CAGCCCACACAGCCACGCCCCCAAAACCAAGCAGAGCCUUGGGAACUAUCCAACCUGGCAAGUGGCAAACCAGCUCUUGUACCCAUAAAAACCUAAUUCCAAUCCAUCAUCCAGUUCAGAUCCCUCUGCAAUGGAAGCUGCAACGGUCUCUGAUCCCAUCGCCGACUCAUCUCCGUUGGUGGCUCGACUGCGGAAUCUUCUGUUCCGGCGAAUGCUUAUCGGCGUUAAGGACGGGCGAUUCUUUCUUGGAUCUUUCCAUUGCAUCGACAAGCAGGGCAACAUCAUCCUGCAGGACGCUGUCGAGUACCGCAGCAUCCGGCGAUCGCCACAGUCCCCGAUGGAGCAGCGGUGUCUCGGAAUCAUCCUAAUCCCGGCCGCCUGCCGCUCCCCGGCGCCCUGCCGCUCGUCCUGCCAUGUGGAUUGCUCCAUCAACGAGCAGAUGUCAUUGUUAUCUGUUAGCAGAUGAAGAUGUAGGGUCUGAUGUGUGAAUUGAAAUUCUGCUAAAUGAAGCUUCUUCAGGUACGACGGGUCCUUCAGUGAAAUCAGUGAAUUUAUUAUGGGAUUGGUGCUACCUUUCAUUGUUUCAGGGUGUUGUAUUAAACCAACAAUAUAUAUAAGUGUAUAUAUGUGUGUGUGUGUGUGUGUGUGUGUGUUAUUAGGUAGUGUGAAAUGAUUGAUUGUUCAUAUCUGUACCAUUACAACUGAUAUUGUAACAUGUAUAAU
Molecule: messenger RNA, 723 nt
Organism: Phalaenopsis equestris
Lineage: Eukaryota; Viridiplantae; Streptophyta; Magnoliopsida; Asparagales; Orchidaceae
Product: N-alpha-acetyltransferase 38, NatC auxiliary subunit-like
Exons: 2
Coding region: 131-466 (111 amino acids)
Cellular component (GO): NatC complex
Source: RefSeq, a predicted model, not a curated record